AUGGCUUCUGGAAGACUAAUCAAGCUCGUGAUUUUCGAGCUUCUGGAGUUUGCUGCUUUCUCCAUUCCCACGCUCGUGAUUAUGGAGCAGUUUGCCACUGCCUACCAGAGGACCAGGAAUGCGUCUGAGAAAACACAUUACUGGCUGAUUGUUUCCUGCUCUAUCGCCUAUGUCGCUGUAGUGAGUCUUUUGAUUUGGGUUCCCGUAAAAGUUCUCUUACACAAGAAACGUCAUCUUUACAAAAAAAUUAAAGGAUGGAGACCUGUUAUGAUGAUGUGUGUAGUACUCACCACACUUCCCAGCUUCAUCUUUUCUAUAGCAGUAACUGAGGUUCAGAAGACCAUUAAUACUACCGUUGAUGUAUUACCAGAUACCUUGCCUGACCUGCCAGUAUCUCUGGUUAUUUCAUCCUUGAUCAUCACUGAUAUUAUUGAAAAACUCAGGUUUCAUCCUAUUAGAGGGUAUCAAAAGAGUAACGAAGAUAAACACAUCCACACGUCCUCUUUGCAACAAGUAAGAACUGUGACGGAACAAGUGAGGCAAAAUGGAGAGAACGCUGCCUCUCCCGGCGCAGCCAGCCCCUCUGAGACGUGGCAGCCCCCAGGGGCACUGACACACAGUGCCGUCCCCAUGUUCGCUGGGCCCCAGGAGCCUUUCUUUGGCUCCGGAAUCCUGAAGACAAUGUCCCGGCGAGAUGUCCGGGCCGAGAUAUUCCUCUGGAGCUUUCUGCUGUGGUCUGACACAAUAGAGAUGGUGCGAGUGGCCGGUCACCCUAACGUGUACAAGACAAACUGGCUGUAUCCAGUCUACUUAUUCAGUUUCAUUUCUCUCCUUCGCAUUAUAUUCACCCCCCAAAAUCCUCUUCUCAGUUGUCUGGGCAUCCUGCUGCAGGAUUUACCCUUUGUGUUUGUCAGGCUCAGUUUGAUCAUUGCCCUGGGGACAAUCACACCUGUCCUCGGCCUUUGUAAAAACGUGCUGGUGACUCUCUCUUAUGUUUACUUCAAUUUCUUAACCAGAUUCAGGGCUUUCUCUAACUUUGAGUUGUCUCCAUUUUAA
Molecule: messenger RNA, 1056 nt
Organism: Oryctolagus cuniculus (rabbit)
Lineage: Eukaryota; Metazoa; Chordata; Mammalia; Lagomorpha; Leporidae
Gene: TMEM236
Product: transmembrane protein 236
Source: RefSeq, marked validated